Molecule: messenger RNA, 1266 nt
Organism: Lampris incognitus (smalleye Pacific opah)
Lineage: Eukaryota; Metazoa; Chordata; Actinopteri; Lampriformes; Lampridae
Gene: tmem200b
Product: transmembrane protein 200B
Exons: 1
Coding region: 1-1266 (421 amino acids)
Source: RefSeq, a predicted model, not a curated record
AUGAAAACACAAAAAACGAGAGGAGCCACACCGACCUCUCCAUCCUGCCGACGGAAGUCUUGCUUUACCUUACGAGGUAAAAAGAAAGAUGGGGUUAUCCAAGGCAAGCUGCGCAUACGAUCCAUACCUGGAGCCUUUCUGGUGUUGGGGAUCAUUGUGGUGGUUGUUGGCACUGCCCUGGCCGUGGCAGGAUACUGGCCCUACAGAGUGUCCCACUCAUCCGUCCUGGGGCCUGCAGAGAGGGGGGGCAUCACUAACUCACAGACAUCUGGGUUGAGGCUAGGCAGUAAAAGCUUUCUCUCUACAGCCAGCCUCAUCCACAGCGAGCGGAUGAAGCUUCUGGGCCCUGUAAUUAUGGGAGUGGGACUCUUCAUCCUCAUUUGUGCAAACACAGUUCUUUAUGAGAACCGCGACAGGGAGACUCAAAUGCUAUUGGCCCAAAUGCGCAGUGUUAUCUGUUCUGUUUCAGCAGCCGUGCCCUCGACCAACCUUUCUGAAAUGGCAGCUGCCAACUCAAUGGCUCGACACUACCAGUGGGUAAGCAGUUUACCAGCUGCCCACCUCAACAUCCUCUGCCUGCCGCAGCUGGCCAGCUCUGAGCCCCUGCUCCGUAGAGAAGCCAGAGAGCAAGAAGAAAGGGCCGACGGUAUCUACCAGCAAGCAGUCCUGCAAACGGAGGCACUCCACCACCAGGAGUCUACCUCACCCUUGUCACUCCAAUCCUCUCACUCAUCCAACUCCUGUAAUUCCAGCAAGACCGACUUUAACACAUGGUCUUGUGCUGAACCUGAGCAGAGAGCCAGUCUCAUCCCCCAGCUCCCACUGCCCUUCAAGCCCACCAACCUCUUGGUUUCAGCCAGUUCUAUGUCCACUCUCGAAGGAGAUGACUGGGGGGUCCCCAUUACCCAGAUCAGGCGUUGCCACAGUAUGAGCUACAGGACUAACACUCACAUGCCCCCAAACACCCUUCAUCUGGGGGAAGGUCCCUUAAGACCCAACAGGGAGGGUCAGAUAGUUCAACUCAAGCCUGUGAAGAGAGACAGUCUGCAAGUUUGUAUGACUAUGCCAGGGCAGGCUGCAGAUCAACCAGAGCUCACGCCCGUGGAAGAGCAAACCCAUCGCAGCUGGCCUCGGCUGGACUUUGGCUGUGGAAGAAAGUACUUUAAGCUGGAGAACAAAGAGGACUCGAUCGACAAGUUGCUAGAGAAAAUGGAACAACAGUGUUCCCAGUGGGAUAAAAGUUUUGGUUCAGGGCCUUUCCAGUGA